AUGGCCGGCCGUUUCGUACGGGCGUCCAAGUACCGCCACGUCUUUGGAAAGUCCACGAGAAAGGAAUUCUGCUACGACAACCUCCAUAUCAGUCGCAAUGCUUGGGAUACAAACUUGAUCAAGGUCAACCCUGAGUAUCUCUCGGUCAAUUGGGAUGCUUCCGGUGGCGGCGCAUUCGCUGUCAUCCCUCUGAACGAGCGAGGAAAGGCUCCCGACCAGAUCCCGCUGUUUCGCGGACACACUGCUGCUGUGCUCGAUACCGACUGGAACCCUUUCAACGACAACAUUAUCGCCUCUGCCUCCGACGAUGGCAAGGUCUUUAUCUGGGAGGUUCCCAAGGAUUUUACGUUGCUCACCGACGCCGAGGAGAUUGUUGAUGUCACGCCCGUGAGCAAGCUCGCUGGUCACCCCAGAAAGGUCGGACAGGUUCUUUUCAACCCCGCGGCCGAAAACAUUCUCGCCUCCGCCUCGGGCGACUUCACCAUCAAGCUUUGGGAUGUAAACACCGGCCAGUCGCCUCUUACUCUCAAGCACAACGAUAUCGUCCAGAGUUUGACAUGGAACGCCAGCGGAAGCAUGCUCGCCACCACUUCGCGAGAUAAGAAGAUUCGUGUGUGGGAUGUCCGACAGGAGAAGCCCGUCCACGAGGGCCCUGGCCACGGCGGUGCCAAGAACAGUCGCGCUGUCUGGCUGGGAGAGCACAACCGUUUCGCGACAACCGGUUUCUCGCGCAUGAGCGAACGACAAAUAGCUCUCUGGGAGCCUGGCAGGACAGAGCCUAUUGGCGGAUUCACCAUGCUCGACUCCAUCUCUGGUGUCUGCAUGCCUUUCUGGGAUGAUGGUUCAAACUGCCUGUACCUUGCUGGCAAGGGUGACGGCAACAUUCGAUACUUUGAGUACGAGAAUGACAAAUUCGAGUUCCUCAGCGAGUACAAGUCGGUCGACCCCCAGCGCGGUAUCGCUUUCAUGCCCCGACGAGGCAUUAACACUCAUGAGAAUGAGGUCAUGAGAGUUUACAAGACCGUCAACGACGCUUACAUCGAGCCCAUCUCGUUCACUGUCCCACGACGUGCCGAGACCUUCCAGGCUGAUAUCUUCCCCCCUGCUGUUGGAACCAAGCCUGCUGCCAGUGCUCAGGAGUGGUUCGAUGGCAAGACUGCCGUUCCUAACAAGAUUGACCUCGAGAGCGUCUACGACGGUACUGCGCCCAAAGAGAUCGCAUCCGACUACAAGGCUCCUGCUGCCCCCGCCCCUGUCGCCGAGAAGCCUGCUCCCAAGGAGGAACCCAAGAGGGAAGAGCCCAAGCCAGCCCCCGCUCUCCGAUCUCCCCCUCCUACUAUGAACGAGCAGAAGGGCUCGAUUUCCGCCAUGGCCUCCAGAUACCAGGACAAGCACGAGGAGGAGGAGGAAGACGAUGAUGCUUCAAGCUUUGAGGAGGUUUCGCGACCUGCUCAACGCCAAGCUGCCCCUGCUGCCAAGUUUACACCUCCGGCUCAGUCGCAGACGGCUUCUUCUUUCACCCCCGCAGUCGUGAAGCCUUCUUCUCCGGCCAAGACUCCUACUACCCCCGCAUUCUCAGCUCCCGCGGCUUCUUCUUCCACUGCUCAUAUCACCAGCGACUCUUCCUUCGCUGAGAUCAAGCAGCUGCUCGAGGGUCAGACCAAGCAGAUCGGCCUCUUGACCGCCGAGGUUGAAGCGCUCAAGCGCAAGGUCAGCACUGGUUCUCAGGACCAGAGCGAGCGCAUCCGACAGCUCGAGCUCGAGCUCGAGGAGGCGAGGUCCUAA
Molecule: messenger RNA, 1785 nt
Organism: Fusarium pseudograminearum CS3096
Lineage: Eukaryota; Fungi; Ascomycota; Sordariomycetes; Hypocreales; Nectriaceae
Exons: 8
Coding region: 1-1785 (594 amino acids)
Biological process (GO): actin filament organization
Molecular function (GO): actin filament binding
Source: RefSeq, a predicted model, not a curated record